Schistosoma margrebowiei is the source of this 4227-nucleotide messenger RNA. NCBI's taxonomy places the organism in Eukaryota, Metazoa, Platyhelminthes, Trematoda, Strigeidida, Schistosomatidae. The record is from the annotation of a GenBank genome assembly.
GAGUUAGUGCGGCUCUUGUAAAAAGACUAGUGGUAAUGAAUGAGCUGGAGAAGUUAUUAAGUAAAGCUACAAACCCGAUAUCAGAUCAGUAUGACUCUGACACCGUGAAUGAAAUUGCAAAGCUGAUUGAUACUCAACCUAAUGGUCCAAUCUUUACUCUCCGACUUCUUGCCCAUAAAAUUAAGUCUCCACAUGAAAAAGAAGCUCUAAGCUCUUUAAUGGUAAUAGUUAUCGCUCUUUUAUAAGUUUUAGCUGUUAGAGUUUUUAUCCAAGCGUUGUGGUCCAACAUUUAUUUCCGAACUUGGAAAGUUCAAGUUUCUCAACGAACUAAUAAAAGUUCUCUCGCCCAAGGUAAAGUUGAAAAUUACGAGAUUUUUAUGAAAUCUGCCAUGUGAGAGAACAGCAUUUAUAGAUCGCACUAUUUUUCCCAUGUGUGGGUCUGAACAUAUCGAAGCUUCUUCUAUGUUAUUGUCCUUUCAUAGUCAGUUGUAGUAAAAUUUCAGCCUUAAUUUCCAUUUUUAAAAAAAGUGGUAUGAUAUUUUUCGCCAGUUCUUUUACAAACGGCAAUAAUAGACUCACCUAACACUAGAACUCUUGAAUAAGUCCUGUGAAAUGUUUUUGUCCGAAUCCAUAUUUAUUAUUACUUCAAUAGUUUUGUAGGUUGACUGCCUCUCUCUUGUGAAAGUCUUUUAAAACCUGUUGAAUUAGAUGCCGAUGAAACGUCCUGAAUGAUAUGAUGGACCUUUAUAUUCUGCUGAAUUACGGCACUUGUAAUACUCGAUUGUCUUCUUACGGUUAGUCGUACUGGAUAGCAGUUCACUUUUUCUCGUUCUAUAAGUUUUGGUUUCAUCUAUCCUUCAAGAUCAACUGUCUUAUUUGAAAUUAUCCGGCGUUCUCCGUAUAUUUUUCGAUUGUUUUCUAUUCAAUUCCCUUCCGUGUGCUGUUUUAAUAUUUGAUAAUGUAAACGACCCUUACUUUCGUUUAUCGUUAAUUUUCAAUGUAAACUAUCACCUGGUUUAACAUGUGUUCUUUUAUACUUUGUUAUAUGACUUUAAAUACUGCGAACUUUUGCGUUUUAAAUUCCCUUUGUUUAUAACUAAAAUUUCAGUCAGUACACAUUUCACAUUUCUACAACUUCUGGUUUUUUACUUUUUAGUAUCUUGGUGACCAGACAUCUUCAUGUGUAAAAAACAAAUGUGCUCAGUUGCUUCAUAAUUGGCAACGUGAUUUCUCACCAAAUGAACCGAAGUUUGCUGAGGCAUACAACAUGCUUGUUCGAGAAGGUAUCAUAACUGCAAGUCAGAUAGUUUCUACUGACUCCGUUUCAGAGGUUUGUCGCUCAGGCUCUUCAGCCGCUGAAAAUAGGCAAAAUAUUUUUGAACGUAACAAAAAAUCAGAGCGUUUAACCCAAUUACUUCGUAGUCGUAACCCAGCUGAUCUACGUGAAGCGAAUGCGCUUAUCAAGAGUAUAGUUGAAGAAGAUCAAGUACGUAUGGAAAAAGUAAGCCAAAGAACUAGUGAAAUGGAAGCUUUAAGGAACAAUACAAUAUUAUUAGAAGAAAUGAUUGGGACAUAUUUAUUAGGUGAAAGUACUGAGGCUGAAUUAGAAUUGAUGAGUGAAUUGACACAGAAUAUACGUAGAGCACGUCCGUUAUUAUAUAGUUUCUCUUUAACACAUGAAGAACAAGAUAUUGAAACAUUGACUGAAAUUGGUCAAAUAUGUGACAAAGCUAGUGAAGUUUUAGCAAAUUAUGAACAAAAAAUAGCCAAACAAAAGUCAUUAUCCUCAUCAAAAUCAUCAUCUAUAACUAAGGAUAAUUCUUCUUCUUCUUCUCAAUUAUCAUCAAAUGAAAAUCAAUUGUCAUCAUCUAAUCAUAUUACUGAUCUUUUAACACAAGAUUUAAUGAAUUUAGGCUUAUGUGAUGAUUUAAUUACACCUAUCCCAUCUUCUAAUGCUAAUCUAUACUCUCCAGAUGUUUUAUUAUUGAAUACUUCAGAUUCAUUUUUUGUUAAUCAUCAUAAUUCGUCAUGUAAUCAAGUAUCGCGUCCAAUUGAACCAAAAUAUUCAUUGAACAGUAGUAAUAAUACUAGUAACAAUUUUAUUGGCAAUAAUCCUGGUAUUAGGAAAAAAUCAAACUAUGAUGACUUACAGGAUAUUUUUUCCACAAAUGCUACUAAUACUUCUACUACUACUACUACUACGACUUCUGGGUCAACAGUACUCUCUACUUCGUCAACGCUUUACCCAUCAAUAUUCAGUUCUGUAGACUCCAAAACAUCGAAACAAUCCUUGUCUCCUGAACAUGGAUCUUCUGUAAAUUCCAAUCACAACGUCUUCAGCGAACUAGAUAGUUUGAGUCGUCAAAUGCUUAACUUAUCAAAAACAAAUGCUUUGACAGAUACAAAUCUAUCAAUAUUACUAGCAAAUAAUUCUCCAAGUAAAAUAAAACCCGAUGAUGAUGCUGAUGAUGAUAACACAUCCCUAUGUAUUAAUGACGUAGUUGUAAGCAUGAAUAACACUCCCACCAGUAAUAAUCACAAGGUGGAAGAAGUAACACAAUCAGAAGUUACAACACAAAGUGUAAUUGAUCUUAAAUCAUUUGAUAUUCAACUUUCUUCUGUUCAACCUCAUUCAAUACAUAAAACACCAUUGACACUUUAUCCAACUGAUAUAUCACAAAAAAAUGACAGUGAUGAUAAUACUUAUAACAUACAAUUAACACUACAUUAUGCUAAUAAUAAACCACAUCCUGAAGUGAUGGUUUUUGUUGCUGUUAUAUCUAGUCGAAAUGUUUUACCCAUUACUGAAAUCAAUGUUAGAUUUGGUGUUGAAAAGCCUUUUAAAAUACGACAACUUAUUGCAUCUGGACAAAAUCUUCCAUCUUAUACAACAUUUCUACCACCUGCAUCAAUUAGUCAAGUAUUAUUAAUUUAUAAUCCAUCUAAAUUAGAAAAAUUUGUAUUGAAAUUUCAACUGUCCUUUAUAUUAGAUGGUGAAUCGAUUCUAGAAUCUGGGAAAUUAGAAUUACCAUGUGGUUGACAUUAUUAUUAUUAUUAUUACUACUACUACCACUAUCACCACUACCACCACCACCACACAUUUCCAUGUUAUUUUUCUUUAUUCUCAAUUGAACAUUUAAGAGGAUAGAUGUUCUCCCCGUGAUAAUGAUAAUAAUAUAAAUUUUAUUAUGUAAAAGUAUUUGUCAUUUCCCUCUGAUUGAUGAUGGAUUGUUUGACAUGUGAAAAAAGAAGAUGAAUGAUACUUCCCUUUGGCAAAAUUUACACUGAAUCUAGGAAAAAAAUGGAAACAGACAAAAAAAGCUUUGUGAUAAACUUUUAUACAGUUAUCUGUUAAUUUGUUAAUUGCUUCUUGUAAAGUUUCCUUAGUUUUUUUCUCAUCUCUCAUUGUCUUCAAUAAAAGGUUUAAGCAGAUAUUUCUAUUUAUGCUUUUUCAACUAAUCUAAAGAUGCUACUGAUUUAAAAUAAGUAGUAAAAUGUAUUUUAAUAAAUUUAUUUGUAAUACUGGUAUUCCUGUGAAGUUUCAGAUUUUGAAAUGUCACUCUUGUUUGUUCUCUAAAUAUUUAUUCACAUCUAUUGUCAGUUUUGUUUGUAAAUCAUAUAUGCUCUUUUUUAAUGAAAUGUGCCGAGUUUACUUCAACUAACUGUCUUCUAUUUUGUUUGGUAUUACUUAGUAAUCUAAUUCAAUGUGUAAUUCAAUUUAUUCUAAAUUGUUUUGUCAUAACAAAAGCUAAAUCGCUUCACAGACAAAAAGGAUUAUAUAUAUUGUCCUUCGGAGUCAAAUGAUCUAUCUUUGGCUAUUUCUAACUGUUCAAUAUGUUUAUUCUUUUGAAUUGCUUGUUUUUUGAUUCUUUCAGUAUCGACUGUAUUCUAUUCUGUUAUCUUUUUUUCUUCUAUAGUCAUGAAAGUUUUUCAGAUGAUUACUUGAAGCAAGCAAUAAAAUCUUAUUGUAAUACAAUACUAAUAUGGCUAUAAUUUAUUAACAAUCGUUCUUUUUUCCAUCAUUUUUUGAUGUAAUGUGAACUAUUUUCUUUGAAGCCUGAGUUUAGUUUCAAAUAUAUCCAUAUAUAUGUGGGUAUUAGGAUCUGUUAGAUUUAACUGGCACGAUUAUUGUGCUCAUAUAAUAUGAGUAAUACGUGUUUAUUUUGUAACCAAUGGAAAUAACUACUUUAUGUUUAUAAAAUUUCGGUAAUUGUGGUGAUUUAUUUU